Messenger RNA from Hyalella azteca, 1314 nucleotides. RefSeq lists its product as uncharacterized. NCBI's taxonomy places the organism in Eukaryota, Metazoa, Arthropoda, Malacostraca, Amphipoda, Hyalellidae. The transcript has 5 exons. The record is from RefSeq and is a predicted model, not a curated record. The coding region runs from base 1 to 1014 and encodes 337 amino acids.
AUGGACGAGCUCAAGGCGCCGCUCAUCGAGGAGGUCCAAGACACGGCCACGUGUGAUGCCCCGGACCUGGAGGAGCACCUCCAGCUGUGCUGGUACCACGGCACCGAGAGGCUCUUGUGUCAGGAUAAUCAAACUGAGUUGAUCACGAGGCCACAAACCCGGACGGCGUCUUUACCGCUGGAAAUUACUGAUGAAUUUUGCGAAGUUGAGCUGACUUGCAGAAUCCAGUUGAAGAAAAAUGAAAACGUUCUGAAUGAGUCUGUUGCUUCCGUGCUGGAAGAAACGUUCUCCCGUGCUCAAUCGUCUAUAUUUGCUGCUUGUCGUCAAAAGCCUUUUAAAGUACCACGAGCUUUAGCUGGAGCUAUCGAUGAAGUCUUAUCCAAACCAAUCGUCGAAUCUUUGAACAUCAUCACCGAAGAUGUCUUGGACGCUCAGGCUGCGGAGCUCGAUGAAAGUUCUUCGUUGAUCAGUACUUGUUGCGAAGAGACUCAAGUUCUUGAAGAAGAGACCCAAGUUCUUAUUAAAUCUUCAGAUGAUGAUGCUGCAGUAACUCCAUUGGAAACCACUUCGAAAGUGAGCAGUAGUGAAGUAAUGCUUUGGCUCACACUAUUUGGGCUUGCAUUACUAGCGUCUGCGAUCGUUGGUUUGAUAAUUACCUUAACAUUCUUUGGGUGCAGAUUUCUCUUUAAUGUUUCGCAACAUAACAACACACGUUCCGUAAAAAAUAAAAAUCGAAACGAUAGUGCUUGUGAUCAUAUUCUCAGCUUCCAAGAACCAUUGUCAAAGUCAUCAGUUGCGGAGGUACGUGGGCAUCUCCUCCCGUACCCCAGUCGUCCACCCCCGAGCUUACCACGCGAAUAUGAAGACAUACUAACACCUGAAAAGAGGGCGUCACUCGCUGGACACCAUUACGAUUAUCCGAGUUUGUCUGCAGUUACACUCAUGCCGACUUCGCAAUACCCACGUGCGUGUAACUUUGAUGGUUAUUUGAUACCCAAAUCAGCCUGCGGAUAAAUGGUAUAAAGAAUGAAAAACUUACACACCGGAUAGAGCAUCCAUAAUUGAUUUUUCAGGCUUGCAGUCACACAAACAACAAACAAAUCGUAUAUAAGGCACGGCCUGCAAGGCAGUUGGCAAAACGAAGAUAAAAAUCUUUAAACACAUUUCUUUCUAGGUACAAGUUUAUUUUGUACAUUUAUAUUCCUCGAUAUGAAAAUAAGAGCUUUGAUUUGUUUAUCCUCUGAAUUUAAUUUAGCUGAUAAUUAGUGCCGGCUUUCUGUCGUUAAAACACAGUGAUUUAAAGUUGUAACAUAU